AUGACCUGCACAGAACGCUGCAAUCCGUCGGUACCAUCUAAGGUAUUUCAUGAUCUGUACAAUCUGGAGGAACUGAAACUUGAAAACUAUGUUCUAUCAGAAAUGGCAGCAGAUGUUUUCGAUGGAUUGAGUCAGAUGAAAAGCAUAGAGAGAAGUGCUUUCAAAGCCAUAGUGAAGGUAUCAUUAUUAAGCAUGCCAAUGAGUGAUGUGCUCCAUGCUCAACUCGUACACUCUGGAAUCCAGCAAAUUGAAGAGAUGGAUUUGAGGGGCAAGUAUUCUCUGGACCAACGCUUCCAGAAGAUAAACAGCCCAUUUGUCUGCCUAAAUCACCUAGAAAGACUGUAUCUGUUAGGGAGUCAUAUUCAUAUAGAAGACUUUGCGUUCCAGGGGCUUCACCAUUUGCAGGAACUAUUCCUACAAACUCCUGGGUGGAAUUCGAGUGGAAUGACACCAGAACUCCUCAUAUCUCAGUCUGCUUUUAAGGGACUUAGUGGGCUGCAGAGCUUAAUAGUCACUGCACCCUUGUAUGUUUUAAAACCCGAAGUGUUUGUAGAUAUUUCAAAUGUAAAAAUGUUAGACUUCACUGCAUGCAAAAUUCAAGUAAUUGAAGACUUUGCUUUUAAAAACCUAAGUGAGGUGAGACACAUGGAUCUCAGAAUGAAUAAGAUUUCUAAACUAACAAAAAACACCUUCUUUGGACUUCAGACCCUGGAGAGUUUGAUGCUUGAACACAAUCCACUGAUGCACUUAGAAGCCGAAUGCUUUGCCCAUUUGCCCUCCCUUAGGAUUCUCCAUCUCGGGAAUCUGAAGCUUCCCAACACUGAGCCCUUUGGAAUGCAAGUUCUCAACCUGAGUCUCAUCUUUGGGGGCUUCCCUCGCAACCUGUCUGAACUCACCAUCACAUCUGCUGUGCGCCCUAUGACUUUGGUCAUCGCUGAUGACAGCACCCCAGACGUGGACUUGAGUCUCACUCUCUCCGGCCAGAAGAUUGUUUUAUGGGGAUGCAGUAGACCCUUUCUACAAUCUGUUACCAAACUCUAUGUUGUGACAGACUUGUUCAUUUGUGCGCCUCAACAUACAGUUGCUCUCUGUUACUUCACAUCAGUGGUCUCCUUGGAUUUUUCUCAGGUGCAUUCCAGCACUAUCCAAAGUCUCUCUUGCCUCAACAGAUUGGUGAAUUUAAAGAGUUUAGAUAUUGAACGUGUCAACUUUAUCAAUGAUCCAGGUGUCAGUCACAUGUUUCACAACUUGACCCAACUACAGAUUUUUACACUUAGUCUGUGCUGGUUGGAUUCUUUGGAGGGCGAGCUCAGUCUGGAUCUGACCUCUCUGGAGUAUUUUUUCAUUGAUAGUAUAGAGACAGAACUCAGGGGCCCCGGUGCGUUGCACCGGUUGCACCGUCGCACGCUACGCCCCUGGUUCCUCCAUUGGGCAAGGAAUAAGCAACAGACAGAGGUGUUUAUGUCAAACCCCCUGGACAAUCCUGAAUGGUGUUUGUCUGGGGGUGGGCUCCAGGACCUAGACAGCUAUGGCCAGGCCCACUGCUGGAUGUGGGCUCUGGAUGUGGGGUUUGUGUUGUUUGUCAGCACAUUGUGCUUCCUCCUGCUGUUCAUGACGGUUGUGCUGCUGCAUCAGUUGGCCAAAGACUACCUGCAGGCCUUCUACCACAUCGCUCACGGCUGGUUGAAUGAGGCACUGCGUCACCACCAGAACACCAGAGGGCGCUACCUUCAUGAUGCCUUUGUGUCUUACAGUGGCAGGGACGAGCGCUGGGUGAUGGAGGAACUCCUGCCCAACCUGGAGCGCAGGGGACCCCCAUUCCUGAAGCUUUGCCUGCACAGCCGGGACUUCCAGCUGGGGAAGGAUAUUGUGGAGAAUAUAACUGACAGUCUGUACAGGAGCCGCCGCACCCUCUGCCUGGUCAGCCGCCACUACCUGCGGAGCAACUGGUGCUCCCUGGAGAUGCGGCUUGGCACCUACCGGCUGCAGGUGGAGCACAGGGAUGUGCUGAUCCUGGUGUUCCUGGAGAAGAUCCCUUCUAACCUGCUCUCUGCCCAUCACAGGCUGGCCCGACUCGUCAAGACCAGGACUUACAUAGAGUGGCCUCAAGACCCAGCCCAACAGGAGGCAUUCUGGGAAAGACUCUGGAAAAAACUGUUGCCAGACAGGGUGCAAUGA
Molecule: messenger RNA, 2178 nt
Organism: Sardina pilchardus (European sardine)
Lineage: Eukaryota; Metazoa; Chordata; Actinopteri; Clupeiformes; Clupeidae
Product: toll-like receptor 13
Exons: 5
Coding region: 1-2178 (725 amino acids)
Biological process (GO): inflammatory response; immune response; toll-like receptor signaling pathway
Cellular component (GO): plasma membrane
Molecular function (GO): protein binding; transmembrane signaling receptor activity
Source: RefSeq, a predicted model, not a curated record